UAGAAAACUUGCACAGCCACUAAAGUAGUUCAACGCCAUCAACGUUCACCAGGACAACGCUGAACACGCGCUGAACCCAUCAUUAUUGGCAUUCCUUCGUCGCCUGCAAAACUUGUUUCUUUUUACCUGCACACCGACCGCCUUUCGUUUCUCAUGUUUUGACAGCUUUCUUAGAUUGUACUCUUAUAGAAUCUUCAUCCUCUCAGGCCAAUAUUUCGUUAGGCAAUCACGUACAAUAUGCAAACACAAGACCACCAGCGACGUUCACCGAAGCGCCAGGACACUUUCGACCUUCGUGACCAAAUUAUGGCCGACGACCCUACAGCAUCUGCACAUAUGCAUGCCCAUGCAGAUGCAACCAAUACCUAUGCAGGCGCUUCUGAUGAAGAGCAUUCUGUUCUAGAAGAUGACUCUGAUGGUGAAGAGCGCGAGAUAGAAUAUAUGGACGAAGACGACGACCGUUCGUCUUCACUUUCUAUUCCAAAUGAAUCUAUCGACUUUGACUUGGUCUACUCGCUGCACAGCUUCGCUGCGACCGUCGAAGGUCAAGCCAGCGUUGUGAAAGGCGACAGCUUGUUCCUUAUGGACGACAGUAACAGUUAUUGGUGGCUUGUUCGUGUGCUCAAGACACAGGACGUUGGAUAUAUUCCUGCAGAGAAUAUUGAGACGCCCUUUGAACGCUUGGCCAGGUUGAACAAGCACAGGAAUGUGGACCUUGCACACGCGACACCACAAGAACUCCAAGAAGACGUCGAACGCGUGCGGAACAAUCUUUCUUCUCGCGCUGGCUCGCAUCACUCCCCUUCUCCUACCCCUGGUUUUCCACCCACGGGUGCUGGGCAAGGCAAAGGUGUCACGUUUACAACUGCACGGUCUGUACACCGAUAUCCGCCUGCUGUCUGGCAUGAGGAAGAGGAAGAAGAGGAGGAUAUAGAGUGGGAUGACGGUGCAUAUGAGGAAGAAGACCCAGACCUUGUAGAAGACAUGCUUAUUCGACAGCGCCAAGGUCAGAUGGGCCGCGAUGAGCAGCAGGAUUCUAUGGGCAUGCAGAUGGAGCCGGAUGAUGGAAUGAGCUGGGAUGAUAGCGUUGCAGAGGACAUGCAAGCACAAAACGCGCAGAAGAAGAUAGAGCAACAGAUGCUUGUGGCGCCUGAUACUCUGCGACCUAGCGGCACACCUGAGAGACAACAGGCGCAAAUCCAGGUACAACAGCAGCCAGAGAUAAUAAUCACCGAACAGAGGCAGCAGGAGGAACAGGCACUUGCUCAACAAGCUUUGCGCCAUCAAUCUUCACGCGAUCGUAUCACUGUUGAUGUCCGUUCAUCUUCACCGCCCUCAUCUAGUAAGAGCAUUGAUCUCGCCGAAGUAACCGAAACAAAAAAACUCUCCGUGACGCCUUCAAUUGCUCGUGAUGAGCCAGUCAAACAAGCUUCAGCACCGAGCGGCCCCUUCUUCCGAGCGCAAUCAUGCAGAAGCAAGAGGUCGAGCGGCAACGCACCCGCGAGGAAAUUGAAGUUCUCGAGGAAGCUUCGAAAAAGAAGCUCAAGAACAAGUCUCUACAGCCCAUCUCGAAUACCCCAGUCCAGAAGCCUGUGCAGGCGUCUGGAGAAAAAGGAGAAAAAGAAAGGAGGCGUAUUCGGACUCUUUGGCCGCAAGAAAGAUAAAGGCAAGGAUAAAAAUUCUAUCGAAACGGCUUCCAAUGAAACCCGCGGGUCUCAAGAAUCAGGGCGGUCCUCCAGCAACCUUCACGGACCCGCAUCUGAACCUCCGAUGUCCCCUGUCACCGCAUCAGCCAUGCAACAACAACAGCAAGUUCUUCGCACGCCAAACGAUUCGAGGACGCCAACGAGACUUCAGUCGCAGCAGACGCCUCAGACACCGCCACAACAAGUACAGGCUCAGGUGUCGCAGCAUGCGUCACAGCUGCGCCAGCGGGAUCAGCAACAACAGGCACUGUAUCAGCAAUAUCUCAAUCGUUCGCCGUCAUCGCCACCGGAAGCGCCUUCAUACGGAUUACAAUCUGCUUCCGCUGUGUUAUCAAGCUCGAGUUCGUAUAAUACCUCUGCCACCUCUGCCGCUGGGCUUGGGCUGGGCUUGCCCUCCUCUAGACCACGACCCGGCUCCCUAGUUCUUUCGCCCACUGCUGACGGACAAGGUGUUGGCCAACACUUGCAGACCGAGGCGACUUUCAAGACUGUUCUUCUCAACGCAUCUACUACUUCAGCCGACCUCAUUCGUCAAGCUAUUCAACGCUUCCGUCUCCCCGCUGGCGAGGACGGAGCAGACUACUACCUCACCAUCAAACAGGUCGAGGGUUCAUCUGCAGAUCUGCUUCCGGAAGAAAAACCUCUCGGAGUCUUCGAGUCGCUUGUAGAGGCCGCCAUGGAAUUACCAAAAGUCAAGCGGAGCAGUGUGGGCAGUAUCAGCUCCAUCUCAAGCAACCUCUCCAUGCAUCCCGCCAUAAAGAAGUUAUCCAUGAACGACUUCAGUGACGACUCCGUUGUCAAAUUCUACCUCAACAGACGUCGUGAUGAUGCAGAUGACAGCGCCACGACAGAAGAAGGUGAUGAGACAGUGCAGGCUGAUACGUCUCACGAUGUAGCCGAGGGUCAAAAUACCUCGGUGAGCAGUGUCAACGUGACUCCUGAUCGUUUCAGCUCUCCCUCGUACCGCUUCACGUUGCAGCUUGUUAUCCAUCCCGAGGACCUGCCUGAUGAUAUGGUCUUCGACCCAGUCACAGAAGCCAUCGUAUUCAAGAACACGCUACGUGAUAGAACCCAUUCUACAUCAUCAAUUUCUUCUGGUAUAUCACAGGGUCAGCGCCGAAAAGCCUUCACCUUCCCGAAGAAUGUCACUGUUGCUGAAGUAAUUGAACUGGGACUUGAGCGUUUCGGCAUCUUGGAAAUGACGAAGAGGCGGAGUACCAGCAAAGUCCGAUAUGGUCUCACAGCUGACAUUGGAGGGCAAGAACGAGAAUUAUCGCCUUCAAGUAAAGUUACCGAUGCAUAUACUCGCCCUCCCACAAUCUCCUAUCGAACGUCAUCGUCUCGUCAUCGCAUGUCCGCGCCCCUUGAUGAAAUCGCCCUUCAACAUUUCCGUGAUUCAGUUUCUGGCUCUAGUCUCAGCUCUGAUAAUCAGACUUCGGGUACCGAGGAAGUUAAACCGAGGCAGCUGUCAAGACAAGAGAUCAUUGCAGCACAGCGCGCCGCAUCGCGAGCGAAUCAGAAGGCCAUUCUUUCGGCCCAGAUGAACUCCCUGCGCGGCGUAGAUGUUCUUCUACCCGGAAACGCCAUGAUCCGCAGCUCCAGGUAUGACGCUGGAGACAAGAUGCGCUAUUCAUACGUGCAAGACGGCGAGUCGUUUGAUAUCAGUGACAUUGUCGAGCAAGAGUUUUGCGAAGGCAACUCGGCACAAAAGAACGACUUGCUAGAAGGCGUCCUCGGGCGCAAUAAGGAAGGCAUGAACGAGAAGAUUGAUCGCGUACUGAACAAAAUCAAAGAUGGUCGACUUCACGCUCAAUAUGUCGUUGCGGCUUCGAGUCAGUCUGACGGUCUUCCCUCCGGUGGCUCUGGUGGCUCUGGCUCUGCACCCUCAGAAUAUUCCGUCGAUGACGCCGUAACUCCCCCUUCUGGUUCUGACGGCAGGACUCCCACACCGCUUGCGAGUAGUGUCACUGGAGCUCGACGCGUUGCAUCACCAGUGUCUGACAUAUCUCGGACACCGACGCCUACUGCAGCAGAUGGCCGACACAGCCGCACCCGAUCUACUACCCCGUCAUCGAAACAAGGAACAAAUGCUCCUCGCCCUAUUCGUCAAUCAUCGAUCGCUUCUGUCAUGUCAGAAGUAUCGAUGUAUGCCACCCCCACUGGACAGCUCAUCAGCCCCCCUGAAACGCCGCGUAUCAACACCACCCCCAAACCGCAAAUUCCCAAGCGACUGUACAUUCCCAAAGAUGACUUCGGUCUCUCGCAUAUGAUGGCGAUCAUUGAAAUUGCUAGUGCAGUACCCAGGGUGCCUCAAACCUCUGUACACCCAGUGGACGAGUCACUGUUUGGAAAACCAAUAGAUAUGACGACUCUACACCCAGAUAUUCAAGAGAUAUACGCGGGUGCUUUCCAACAACUUGAUGAGAUGGAUAAGGUAGGAGAUUUGUUGCUGAUCGAACAAAAUGUUUCGUGCUGAUACACUUGGAUAGACAUUAGAUGAAUACCUUCAA
Molecule: messenger RNA, 4216 nt
Organism: Suillus plorans
Lineage: Eukaryota; Fungi; Basidiomycota; Agaricomycetes; Boletales; Suillaceae
Exons: 7
Coding region: 238-4182 (1314 amino acids)
Biological process (GO): establishment or maintenance of actin cytoskeleton polarity; signal transduction
Cellular component (GO): microtubule cytoskeleton; cell tip
Molecular function (GO): protein binding
Source: RefSeq, a predicted model, not a curated record